GUUCAAUCUCGCUCCAUCUUCUCCCACUGCCGGCUACUGGGCUUCCUCUCCUUACCAUAUUUGGUGGUGAGUGGAACCUUCAACCGGAUGCUUCAUCUUUAUACAUCCGGUGAAACAUCUUGCUCUAUUUGUGACGUAACCAUCCAGUGACCGCGCUUAACCUACGCUCGUGAACUUUGAGAAACGUUAGCGUUAUUCUUGACCACUACAACAGCAGCUAUUUCUGAAAAAGAACUGUGCCUGUAUCACUCAGUGAGACCUGCUGACACCCCACCCCUCCCCCCAUGGCAUCAUCUGAGGUCAAUGUUAAUGUGGAGGAGGUGGUAGUCGUGACAACGCCGGAUGGAGCAGGGGAGGGCUCGGCUGCAGAGGUGGUGAAGACUGUGCUGGUGGCUACAGAGCUGACCCAGGCAGGGGAGGAACUUCCAGAUGGAAGCGUGGAGUCAGAAACCGACGCCACCAUCACUGUGACAAAGGAGGCAGUCCUAGUGAAGCUGUCAGAGGAGAUGGAUGUGGAAGCUGAUUUGGUGUACCCAAUCACUUGUGGGGACGUGAAGGGCACCCUGGUCUGGAAGAAGUUUGUUUGCCCUGGCAUCAACGUCAAAUGUGUCCAAGGUCAAUCUCUGUUCCAGUUCAAUGAGCAUCUCAUCAGUCCCAAGGAAUUUGUCUAUCUGGCUGGGAAAUCUACAUUGAAGGACUGGAAGAGAGCCAUUCGCGUGAACGGCACUAUGAUCAGGAAAAUCAUGGACUCAGGCGAGUUGGAUUUCUACCAGCACUCCAAGGUGUGCUCCAACACCUGCCGCAGUACUAAGAUUGACCUGGUGGGGACCAGAGUGUCACUCAGCAGCCAGCAGUCCACCGAAUAUGUUCCUGUCACUCCUUCCUUAUCUGACGUGAACGGAUCACCGGCCACGUUUCCAACAGAGGGAUCAUCAGACGACACCACGGAAUGGGUCACGGCCAUAGGAGAGGAUUCUGUGACCUUCUGGAGGGGUCUGAAGGAGGCUGGGUUGCUGGAGGAAGUGGUGGAGGACUUCCAGAAGGAGAUUCAAAAGGUGCUAAAGGGAAUGCAGGAGCGCAUCACUGAGCCUCCCCUGCAGGUCAACGAUGCUGUGCUGCUGAACAAUAUAGUGCAGAACUUCGGCAUGCUCGACUUGGUUAAGAAGGUGCUAGCCAGUCACAAGAGCCAGAUGGACCGACAUAGGGAGCAGUAUUCACGCAGUCUUGUCGCUCUGGAGCAACAGUGUGACGAGCACAGGAAACGUGCCAAGGAGUUAAAGAGCAAAUCCCAACACCUCAACAACGUCCUCAUGACCCUAACUCCCGUGGCCGUGCCGUCCACGCCCAAACGCCCACGCCUCACCCGCGCUGUCUCGGGCCCUGCCGUUAUGUCCAGUGCCCCCACCCAGAUCACUCUGCCCCUCACCCAGCUGGCAGGCCUGCCUGCUGGGUGCAAAGUGCUCUCGGUGGGGGGAGCCGGUGCCAGCCAGCAGACCUACACGGUGCUGACCUCCCCCACGGGCGAGCUGGGGCCAGAUGCCUCCAAUUUGACGGUACUCUCCACGGCCGCCGCCGUUCAGGAGGGCGCAUCCGCCACCUCAGCCUUCGUCAAGAUGGUCAGCCCAGGCUACCAGCUGAUCACGCUGCCUGCCGCGUUGAGCACCCAGCUACAGAGCCUGGCUGGGGGCACGGCCCAGGGCACCACUACCAUGGUGGCAGUGCCUAUGGGUAACAACGCACUGCAGAGCACGGCGGCAGAGGUCACAGCGUUGGGGAGACGGGUGGAAGUUCAUGUGCAGGAGGGUGUGGCACCAGAGACUGAGGAGCAGGAGGCGAAGGAGACGGUGGAGAGUUAGAGAGAUGUACUCCUCCUAUAGUGUUAAAAACACGUCAGGGACUUGAGGCCCUGUUUGUCCUCACUGGUUUGGAGGGCAAGUACUGGAACCAGUGCCUAGGUCUAGUGGUGUUGAACUAUGAAGGACCCAUAUCAGUAAAGAUUACUUCAAAUGUAUAACUACAUGCACUGCUCAUUUUACUCAAAGCACCUGUGUGUGUGUCUGUGUGUGUGUCUGUGUGUCUGUGUCUGUGUGUGUGUGUGUAUAGAGGUGAAAAUGUCUGAGCAGAAUUGAGUUUGGAAUUCAAAACAGUGUAUAUUUUUAUAACCAUGCAAGUAGAUGCCGACUCUGCUCAAAAGCCAUUUUCUUAGUUCUUCUCAGGUGUCCAUUUUCACUGGGGUGUGGGUGCCAUGUUCACAUUAUCUCUUUACAUUGUGCUAAAAAUGUAAAUUCUACAGUGCUCAUCUUUCAACAUCAGAAUGGUUUUCCAUUUCAACAUUUAAUAACUGUAUAUAACUUUUUGUUGAAUAUUACAAUGCAUUUUAUUAUAUAGUUCAUAUUUUUGAACAAAUGAAAAGUGAACAAACUGGUGGUUUUGUUGAACUUGUCAGUGUACUCUGUAAAUUAAUUGUAUAAAUUCUUAAAUCUAGCCAUUACUGGAAAACCUUAAGUAUUUGGCAUUUCUUUUUAUUUCUGAACCAGUUGUUCAAUUCAUCAUGAAAUCAAUACCUUUAAUAGCUUUGUGUAACAUUUCUUCUGACCAGAGAAGGCGUUGAGUUGUGAAUUUCACCAGUCUUCUCAUUAACUUCAAUGACAUGGAUCAUGAAAGGGCAAAUCAAACGCAACCUUGAACAGUGAGUCCACAUGAUCAUGACCCUGGCUUGAUGGGAAAGCACACAAGCUAGGCUACAUGACUGGUAAACCUCGCCGUCUGGUCGUGCUGCAAUGAAAUACUGUAGGUAAGCUUAAGUUUAUGUUGAAAUAUGGCCCUGUUUUUACACAAUGUUUUUCUAUUUAAACUUACUCAUGCUCGUUACACGCUCUGAAAGCUGUUAUUGUACUGCAUCGGUCUGUUACAAUAGCCAAUGUUUACUAUGCAUGUUUUCAGACAUGUCUCUAAUAUGCCACUAGUCCCACACCUUGAUAUCAGAACAUGCCGGUAGGGAGUGCUGAAGUGUUUAUUUUGCUUCUUCAGAUAUUCCUUUAUUAUUUUCCCCUAACCCUACCUCCACUAAUUGGAGUAAACUAAUGGACAACAACACUUAGGCUUCAACUUCCAGGUGAUACAUGUCCAGCUGACAUACUAUAUACAUUUUACGGACGCAGUAUAUUUAAGCAAUAAGGCCCGAGGAGGAGUGGUAUAUGGCCAAUAUACCACAUCUAAGGGCUGUUCUUAACCACGACAAAACGCGGAGUGCCUAGGCACAGCUCUUAGCCGUAUAUUGGCCAUAUAUCACAAACCCCCGAGGUGCCUUACUGUAAUUUUGAGCUGUAAAAAUAAAUGUUUUGUCAUA
This is a messenger RNA of Salvelinus sp. IW2-2015, 3349 nucleotides long. NCBI's taxonomy places the organism in Eukaryota, Metazoa, Chordata, Actinopteri, Salmoniformes, Salmonidae. The record is from RefSeq and is a predicted model, not a curated record.